Gloeophyllum trabeum ATCC 11539 is the source of this 718-nucleotide messenger RNA. RefSeq lists its product as uncharacterized. The transcript has 4 exons. NCBI's taxonomy places the organism in Eukaryota, Fungi, Basidiomycota, Agaricomycetes, Gloeophyllales, Gloeophyllaceae. The record is from RefSeq and is a predicted model, not a curated record. Bases 1 to 600 code for a protein of 199 amino acids.
AUGGAGGACUCCCAAGAUGAAUACACCCCCACUCAGGCAUACGAUGACUGGCCCGCCUUGUCUCCAUUGGCGCGCAAACGGCCACGACGCUCGGCGAGCGAUACAUGCGGUGUUCUCACCGCCCUUCAAUUUGGAUUAGGUGGAGCACUGGACUCGCAGACCACCGAUACACAGUAUCUUGAGGCGCUUACCGUGUCGCCCAAACUGACUGCCCCUACCAAACCUACCAAGCGCGAGGCGCUCGAGACGAAGCACGCGUUACCUUCAAAGUCUGUACCGGUGAGGUCGAACGACUCUGAGUGCGCGCGAUGCCGUGAACUACAGAACAAGAUUGCCGCACUUACGCAAGAGCUCAAGAACUCGAACGGUCUACCACCUCGCGAGGUACACUCCGCCUGGUACUACAAAACCAUGUACCAUGCGGAAAUGGCCAAGACCGACGCUCUCACAUCUGCCCUGGAGCGAUGCGGUGGCGAUAUCCCUCUUGAGGAGCAGUCGCAAGAAGAGUUCCUGAGCCCUUCUCCCAUCAGGAAGAGGACUGCAAAAGCUUCGUCUGUGAAGCCUGAGGGUAUCGAUCUGCCGCCCUUUUUCUUCUUGUGACCUAACAUAGUAUCUAUUACCAAUAUGUACUCUUGUGUUGUUUCCAAUGCCAUGUAGCCGUCCGUUUGAAUUGUAACAUAUCAGCCACACAAACGUGGCAAGCUUUGUGCAUGUGCCG